AUGGCUACAUGCACAGUUGUGUCUUCGGGUGUUAAUGCACCUUCGUUAGUCAAACUACGCGCGCCAUUUCAGAAUGAUAAGCAAAAUGAAAGUUAUCUUUCGCAAAUUAUUCUUGUUAUUGAUCGAUCGGGAUCGAUGAGUGGAGGCCCAUGGAGACAAGUUCAAUCAGCUGUUAAAGCAAUACACGAGAUGAGCCAAUUGGUUGGACAAGAUCCUAGUCAGCAACCAAUUGUCAUUACAUAUAACGAUAGUGUAUCGAUCACAGAUUUAGCUGCGAUCGCCUUUACAACAGCAAGUGGAUCGACCGAUUUUGUGAAAGUAUUUGAACAAAUUAGAAAGACUGUGAAGGAGUUGGGUACUGAAAAACGAAUUGUCAUAAUUUUUAUGACCGAUGGAUGUGAUUCUUGUAAUCGUCCAGGUGCAAUCCAAGAUGCUCAAACGAAAAUGAGUGCAUUUUUAAAAAAAUUGCAGACAAACUCGGUUGUCCAUGUCAUUGGGUAUUCGGCUGACCAUGAUUUAAACAUGAUGAUGGCGUUGAAAAGUUUAGGUACAACCGAAGGUAUCUAUCGAUAUGCACAAGGUUCAGUAGGUCUCGAUGAGAAAUUUCGUGAACUAUUCGAAUUCGCUGAUACAGCAGUUGAGUUUUUGAUUGAAUUACCCGGUAUCAAAGAACCAAUUAAAAUCACUGGUGAAAUGACGGAUGUAGAUCAUGUCGAAGCAGAAUGUUGGUUAUCUUUGGUGGACAACAUCAAAUUGCCAAUUCAAAUUAACAUCGCAGGCAACCAGUAUCAUGUUGUACCAGAAUAUAGUGAACCAGAUACGAUUUUUCAUCUGAAAACUUUGUCUAGACGUGCUACAGAGGUGACUACUCAACAGGAAUUGGAUGAAAUUCAAAGCGAAUUACAAGGUAUUAAAAUGUUUGGAAGCAGCGUUGGAGGAAGUAAAACUGAUCGACGAUUGGCUAUGGAAUUCCGUGCUGAACUUCAAACACGUUUAGACGCUAUACAUGCUAUCAUGGCAGACAUCGCACGAGGUACGUUAAAUCAGACGGCAGCAUUGGCCAAAAUGAAUGAUUUAAGAUACGCAGAUAAAUUUUCGAAAUCAUCACGCCAACGACGAAUGAACCAACGCGCUGUUCGCAAUCAGGCAAGUCUGCAGUUAAUCGAUUCUAAACUUGAUGGACUGAAAUUCGAUGAAAACACAGUCUUCGAUAACAUAGACUUGGUCACUUUUACGUGCUGUUUAACAUUAAACAAUUGCCGAGAUAUGAUGGUCGAUAGUCGCGAUGAUAUAAUGGGUGUUGGUCUUGUUGUUGAACGACAAGAACAUGUUGUCGACGCGCCAACAUUGAUCUCAGUGAAAGAUGUAUCUGUUACAAUUCUUUCUCGUUCGGCAUGUGAUGAUGCGAUUAAAAUGAAAAUCAAUAUUGGUGAUGCUGCUCAACUUCAUGGAGGUUUUAUUCCGUCGAAAACGAAUGCACCGACGACUAGUACUAACCUAACUUCGAAAAAUCCGACUCAACAAAAGUCAGAAUUUACUCGAGGUGUGGCUGCUGAGCCUAUCAAUACAUUUCUACCUCUCUACAUAUGUGAUGCACAUUUCGAACGUGUUCAGGUAAUGUUAGAACCAACGCUCGGCUAUUUAUUUACACUUGAUAUUAGUGGUUAUAAAGAUGAUCAAUUACUUGGUCUUUAUUCUAUUCUUGGACAAAUGAUGAAUGCCAGUCGAGAAAAUGGGUCUGAACGAGAAGAAAUCAUUCUUCAUGAAUUUACGCGCUUGUGCCAUGCACUUCUUCCACGAACACUUCAAUAUCUUGGUGCAGAGAAUGAUUUGUUGAAGAAGUUCAUGGGUGGACCAACUGGCCGCAGUAAAGCGCACAUUCAAAACAUGAUGACACUCUUCGGCUACAUCCAUGCAUCGGGCAUCAAAACUAUUGAUGAUACACUUCGCUAUGCCAUUGUCGAAGAGUUAUAUCGACGACAUUUCGCCUACAUCUAUCACGGUACAUCAGAAAAUGUAGUUGUCGAACAUCUACAAGGGUUAUUAUACGGUACGGAUGACGAUGUUAAUGCUAGUAAUUCUGAAGAUAUCGACAUUCAGAGUAUAUCGUAUGUGAAAACUAAAAAUACUCGAACAAAUGAUGGUCGAUUCGGUGCGUAUGCUCGAUCGGUAUUGAAAUUAAAUGCAAACACUUCUCAAGCUCCGACUGAAGACCUCACCAUUGAAUUCGAGAUACCCGAAAGACCAAUCAGUGAAAUGAAUGAUAAAGUUCGUUCGAAAAUGAAUGAAUUACUAUCAUCUUUUUCAACGAAACCAAUUCAAAACGUUCUCAAUCGAUUAGGCAUUCGUAUGAUGGAUAUGUCGGAUGAACAAGAAUGUCUCAUACUUCGAUCCAUGCUUGUUCAAUGCCUUCGUUUUCACUCGAACGAAUCAAUUAAUUCUUCUGUCUUGGAUAAAACAUUUUUCAAUGCUCAAACCGACUACCGAAAGAUUCUCACCGUUGCGCACGAAGAAUUCGACUCCAACCGUCAACGGCUAUCAGCAAAUAAAGUCGAACAAAUACGUGCGUUAGAAUUGGCACGACGAGCAGUGUUAACCAAUGACAUUGGCGUGUUUCUUGGAAGAAUGAUGGUCUAUGCACCCACACGCGGUGGAAAAAUAUUCGAUACGAUCAUGAGCUUAUUGUUAGAUCGAAGUCAAAAACAAGUGCCUUUAUUAUCAAUGAAAAUAUCCAUCAUUUUUACUGGUCGUUACAAAGAACAUAAAGAUGCAGAAAAAGAAUUCGAUGUUAUCAGUAAUGGCCUCGCUUGGUUUCCUGAUCGGUCCAUCAUUAAUCGUGUUCGAGAAGUGUUAGCCGACGAAUGGGAUAAUUUAGACCGUUUAAUGAACGGUCGUACUUGUGGACAUGUUUACCGUCUUUCGGACAUUCCUAAUCGUCAUGGUUACCAUAAUUCACAUCCUAAUCCCAAAUUAGUUGUUCAAUGGAACUCAUAA
Messenger RNA from Adineta ricciae, 2994 nucleotides. NCBI's taxonomy places the organism in Eukaryota, Metazoa, Rotifera, Eurotatoria, Adinetida, Adinetidae. The record is from the annotation of a GenBank genome assembly.